AUUGGAAGCCCCGCCCAUUCCCCCCUCCACAUAAUGCUGCUGUGUGAUCAUUAGGUCUUGUGACUUGUUCUGUCCUCAAUCAGCAUGGCCAACACUCUGAAGUUCACUGUCCUGCUGCUGACCCUCGCCUCCUGUCGGGGGCUUCAGCUUAACCUCAUCGAUGACUAUGAGGAAGAGUCUGAGGCCGUUUCUCAGGGCUCAAAGUUCGGCUCUCUGUGGCCUCUGCCGCAGAAAGUGCUCACCACAGAGCUUUCCUUUAAGUUGACGAGCGCCAGCUUCAAAAUAGUGGACGCCAAAGAGUCCUCAGCUGGUCCGAGCUGCAGCCUCUUGAAGGAUGCAUACAGAAGGUACUAUGAAUACAUGUUUGGCAGCACAAAAAGACAGCAGCUUAGCAAAAGCAGGCGAACAGACCCCUCUGAGCUGACAGAGCUGCAGGUGUGGAUCACAUCACCUGAUUCAGAAUGUGACGGAUACCCCAGUGUGACUUCUGAUGAGUCAUAUGAUCUGUUCGUGGAUCAGCCAUUUGCGGUCUUGAGGGCACCGAAAGUCUGGGGAGCGCUGCAUGGUCUGGAAACUUUCAGUCAGAUGGUGUAUGAAGAUGAAUAUGGAGCUAAAAGCAUCAAUGCAGCAGAGAUCAGUGACUUCCCCAGGUUUGCUCACAGAGGCAUCUUACUGGACACCUCUCGGCAUUACCUGCCCAUCAAAGUCAUCUUGGCCAACCUGGAAACGAUGGCGAUGAACAAAAUCAAUGUUUUCCACUGGCACAUCGUGGACGAUCCGUCCUUCCCUUACCUGAGCCGAACGUUCCCACAGCUCAGCCAGCAGGGAGCUUAUCAUCCUUACACACAUGUUUAUACACCCGCUGACGUGAAGAUGGUGAUUGAGUUUGCCCGUCUGAGAGGCAUUCGUGUUAUUCCAGAGUUUGACACUCCAGGACAUACGCAGUCUUGGGGCAAAGGGCAGAAGGAUCUGCUCACACCCUGUUACUCUGGCGCCACACCCUCUGGCACCUUCGGACCAGUCAACCCCAUUCUGAACACCACCUACGACUUCAUGAGCCAGUUCUUCAAGGAGAUCAGCACUGUGUUCCCUGAUGCCUACGUUCACCUGGGAGGAGACGAGGUGGACUUCAGCUGCUGGAAGUCCAACCCGGACAUCCAGAAGUUCAUGAUUCAGCAAGGCUUUGGACAAGACUACAGCAAACUGGAGUCAUUCUACAUCCAGAAACUCUUGAAUAUCGUCACCUCUACUAAGAAAGGCUACAUGAUCUGGCAGGAGGUCUUUGACAACGGCGUGAAGCUCAAGCCAGACACAAUAAUCCACGUUUGGAAAGGAAACCAGCAGCAAUACCAGAGUGAGAUGGCAAAUGUUACAGCAGUAGGGUACCAGACCCUGUUGUCCACUCCCUGGUACCUGAACCGUAUCUCCUACGGCCAGGACUGGAGUGGCCAUUACAAGGCCGACCCUCAGGAUUUCGAUGGAACCGAAGCUCAAAAGAAGCUUGUGGUUGGUGGAGAAGCCUGUUUGUGGGGAGAGUAUGUAGACGCCACCAACCUGACACCCAGACUCUGGCCUCGUGCUAGUGCUGUGGCAGAGCGGCUGUGGAGUGCCAAGGAAGUGACGGACAUCAAUGAUGCUUUCAACAGACUGUCCUUACACCGCUGUCGUAUGGUGGAGCGCGGAAUCCCAGCUGAGCCAUUGUUCUCCAGCUUCUGCCCUCGUGAGUACAAAGGCAUCUGAAAACAAGCUCACUGCGAGCAUACUAAAAGGGAAAAAGGAACAAAUCCAUACACGAUCAACUUCACAAAUGCAAGGAAAUCCAUAACUAAGCUGCCUUUGUAGAAAUGUCACUGUUCUGUGCUGAUAAAUCUGACAUACAUUUACAUUUUUGAACCUGCAGAUCAUGUAAUGUCAAUUCAAAUGCACUCUUUGUUUUUUAUCGAUGUUUGUUUGAUGAUUGUGAAUAAACGUGUACAAUUUUAAA
Molecule: messenger RNA, 1984 nt
Organism: Notolabrus celidotus (New Zealand spotty)
Lineage: Eukaryota; Metazoa; Chordata; Actinopteri; Labriformes; Labridae
Gene: hexb
Product: hexosaminidase B (beta polypeptide)
Exons: 14
Coding region: 85-1740 (551 amino acids)
Biological process (GO): carbohydrate metabolic process; ganglioside catabolic process; glycosaminoglycan metabolic process
Cellular component (GO): membrane
Molecular function (GO): beta-N-acetylhexosaminidase activity
Source: RefSeq, a predicted model, not a curated record